Messenger RNA from Penicillium antarcticum, 1899 nucleotides. RefSeq lists its product as uncharacterized. Gene Ontology annotation, biological process: mitotic cell cycle; intracellular signal transduction. The transcript is spliced from 2 exons. Gene Ontology annotation, cellular component: nucleus; cytoplasm. The coding region runs from base 1 to 1899 and encodes 632 amino acids. NCBI's taxonomy places the organism in Eukaryota, Fungi, Ascomycota, Eurotiomycetes, Eurotiales, Aspergillaceae. Gene Ontology annotation, molecular function: histone H3T3 kinase activity. The record is from RefSeq and is a predicted model, not a curated record.
AUGGAGUCCCGAUCCACGACCAAGUCGGUCACCCAGAGACGAGUCUAUGGCAAACGCAGAGCCAAUACGCCGAGAGCAGUGUUUGACCAGGCUAGCCCAGCUAGAAAUAUCACACCAAAAAAGGCCGAAAAUGUUUGUAUCGAUGCGGUCGAAAGCCUGGAAGCGAAACUGGCUCGAGUAACCAUCGGUGAAGACCAGGCCUCCCAACCCGACGAGAAGACUGAACGUGAAGAAAAGGGGGAAUCCAAGCAAAAUCAUCCGUUAUCUGACACCAUUUCGGAGCAAUCGAGUCCUUGUCCAGAAACGGAGUCUCCGGACAUCUCGGUCACGCCAUCCAUCGAAAGCACCCCAGAAUGCCCAGAAUUGAAGCAAUUUGAAUCGAUGAUAGAGGUCAGGAUAUGCAAAACUGCCACAGCUGAUUCUUCAGACGCCACCUCAGAGUCUGCUAGCGGGGACCAAGGAAAGAGAAACGCAGCGGAAAGGAAAGCCCCACGAAGGAAGAUCUCUGUCUCUCGACGGUCAUCAGGGAUUGUUCAUGACAACAAAUUCAAUGAUUAUGUUCGCUCAAUUCUUGACGAAGCACUGGCUCCAAUUGCUGCGCAAAGUAUCCAAAAGUUCAGCUCAUGGGCCUCCCGGUCUGCAAACAUGUUCGACGUUGCAAAGCUAGCCGAGGGCUCCUAUGGUGAAGUAUACAAGCUUCAUCUGCGCGAGGAAGCCUGUCGACCAGUGGUAUCAAAAUCCAAAUUGGCCAAAUUGAAAUCAUAUGGCGAUGGAGUCUUCAAGGUCGUACCUCUGCGAGCCAAGAGUGGUCCCGGAUCCAAGAAAUUCACUAGUAUUGAUGAAAUUGUCGCUGAAGUGAAAAUGUUGAAAUACCUUGACCCAAUUCCUGGGUUUGCGCGUUUCAGAGAAAUUCAUGUCGUUCAAGGCCGUUUCCCAGAGUCAUUCCAGAAUGCUUGGGACCACUAUAAGAAAACCAAAGAUGACUGCAUGAACCCUAACCCAUCCAACAAGAGGGCAUACCCUGAUACCCAGCUUUGGGCAAUCAUCGAAAUGGAUGAUGCAGGAUGUGAACUGGAAAAAUUCGCUUGGUCCUCGAUUUUCCAGAUCUAUGAUAUUUUCUGGGGAGUCGCCAUGGCUUUGGCACGUGCUGAGGAGUACGCCCUCUUUGAGCAUCGAGAUCUGCACUUGGGCAAUGUUUGUAUCCGCUCUACUCGACGGAAUGGCUGCAUGGAUCCUCCCACUGAGCAGGACAUUACGAGUCAGUCGUGCUCGAGUGGCUUUGGAUUCAGUUCUAUCGAAACCACCAUUAUCGAUUACUCCCUCUCUCGAGCGGAGUUGCGGUGGAGCGACGACCCCAAUGGACCGAUUGAGGUUGCAUCGUCGGAUUUGGACAAGAAACAGUUGUUUGAUGCUGUUGGUCAAGAUGAGGAUGAAAUUAUGCAACGAAACACCUACAGAUAUAUGCGCGCAACGCUUUACACUGGGGACCCAGCAGAAACGGGAAAGCCAGCAGAUAUUCCAGGAAUUUGGGCUGAAUACUCCCCACGCACAAACCUUGUCUGGCUACUCUUCCUGCUCCAAAGUCUCUUCAAGAACCGCAAGCCUGAACCAGCGUUUGAUGUUCCCCAGCGAAAGGCUCUCGCGCCUUGUUCGCCAAACAAGAAAACAAUCAAAGCUGAAAUAGCCAAUGGAAAGGAUCAGAAAGUGGCUAGCUCCUUGGUCAAAGAGCAACAGACUCAGGCCUGUAUCUCUCGUCUCAAGUCGACACUAGAGGAUAGGUUGAAGUCCGUCCUUAAACUUCUUGACUUGGAACAUGGCCACGAAGAUAUGUGCUGUGCUGCUGAUUUGGUGGCAUAUGCCAUGGACUCGCAAUGGCUGGGAGAAGAGGAUUUUUUCUGA